Sapajus apella (tufted capuchin) is the source of this 1467-nucleotide messenger RNA. RefSeq lists its product as uncharacterized. NCBI's taxonomy places the organism in Eukaryota, Metazoa, Chordata, Mammalia, Primates, Cebidae. The record is from RefSeq and is a predicted model, not a curated record. Bases 63 to 749 code for a protein of 228 amino acids. The transcript is spliced from 2 exons.
UACUAUACUUACUAUCUAGUAAAAUGCCAAGCCUGUUCUCUUAAAAGAAAAAAAAAGUAAUAAUGAUAAUACUGCAGCGUUAUGGCAUUUGCUGUCAAAAGCUGAGUGCUGAAAGGGUUAAACAGCCAGCGGUUAGUAGCGAGAAUCCCUCCCGGUGUCCCGUGGAGGGUAAAAUCCUCCCGACAGACUGGCCCAGGGAAUCCCGGCUCGCGACGCUUCCCUGCCCCCGCGCAAAGUUGUCCAAAGUCGCCUUCCCAAAGGUCCCUUCCCUGGCCGGGGCGCGGGCGCCCCUCCGCGGGCCACACUACCUGUGCGCCCAGAGCGAGCAGGGUCCUGGGCCUCCCACACCGACCUCUGCCCGGAGCCGAAAGUGCUGCCCGGGACGGACGGGAGCAGCAGGAAAGGGCCGGGAGGAGCGAGCGGAAAAGGCUGGAAGGGAUCGAGACGCCAUGGAAACCACUGGAUCCCGUCCAUCUCCAAAACUAAGGGCUUUCCUGCAAACUUCACACUCAGGAAUCCAUGACGUCGCCUCCUCCGCGGCCAGCCAGCUCCGUGGCUCCUUCGGCCGCCAGCACAAGUCCCUGAUUGUUCGCGAGAAAAGUCUGGGAGAGGGAGCGAAGCGGGCGACGGCGAAAAGAAGGGGGUGGGGGCCUGCGAGUGUCCAAGUCGGCCCUGCAGGAGCUCCAGGCGGCUGUUUGCAAGGAGUGCCCCAGCCACCGCCUUCCCUGGCCCGCGGCAGCUUUUCAUAAAUCAUGCCCGAGACUCCCAAGCCCCCCAGUUGCCAAGCGGGCGCCUCUCGGAGAAAGCGGCCCAGGGUUCAAACCAACACCCCAGGUUGUCCAAGCUCCUGGACGUUCGCCCAGGGGGCCCUUCCCAGUCCCUCACUGCUUCUGGCUGCCCAGAUUUUUGUGUGUUCAGGGAUGGUGGGGAGGAGGAAGAGGAGAAGGAGGAGGAAGGAAAAGAAAUAAAUAACGGUGCCUUGUGUCAACUCUCCAACUUUGAGAAUUUUUUUUCAAAGAGUUUAUUUUUAGAUUCAUUUAGAAAAUCCAAGGUUUCCAGUGAUGCUCAGAGGCUCCAGAAAUAAUGAAAUGGCCAAAGAGAGGCUGAAACUAGGCAACCCAUGUGUUUACACAUGCUCUGAAUAAACAGGAAAAUAAAGAGAAGGGAUAUCAUGAACUUUGCACGGUGUCCAGGAGAAAGUCCGUGCAAUGCCACGCAUGGUUCGCAGCAGUAGGCCACGCGACCCCCGGAAGGUCCGUGGGGAAGGGGAGGAGGGGGAGAGGGGGAGGCGCAGCACUCAAGAUGCCUUUUCUGGACUUGAACUAGAUCUGCCUCUUCACCUGCCUGCAGGGUGGGAAAUUCUGAGCCCAAAGAUAAAGCUGGCUUUGAAAAUGGACUUCAGAUACUGUUGUGAGCUCUGAUAAAAUUGUGGGUAGCAACCAAGGCUGGUGAUUCAUCACAUACACC